AUGGACGCAAUAGAUCUGGAAAAGGAUGUGGGUGCACCUGAACUUGUGUUUUACACCCUAAACCUGGAUGAAUAUGGAUCUCAGGGGAACUGUAACUCCAGCCCAAACAGCAGCAAGUGUUGCCGGGAAGAGCAUUUCAUCAAUUUCCGUGAGCUGACCUGGACUCAGUACUGGAUCAUUGAGCCGGCCGGGUACCAGGCCUUCAUAUGUGCCGGAGGAUGCAAGCAGCCCAAGCGUGGUUACUAUGGAUACGGGCAGAGGACCUGUGCAGUGAUGGAGAGCGCGCCGCUGCCCAUGAUGUACCUGGUGAAAAAGGGAGAUUACACUGAAAUCGAGGUGGCAGAGUUCCCCAAUAUGAUUGUUGAGAAGUGUGGCUGCUCAAUGGACAAAAUCCCUCCAGUCUAA
Messenger RNA from Sinocyclocheilus anshuiensis, 405 nucleotides. Its product is annotated as left-right determination factor 2-like. NCBI's taxonomy places the organism in Eukaryota, Metazoa, Chordata, Actinopteri, Cypriniformes, Cyprinidae. Bases 1 to 405 code for a protein of 134 amino acids. Gene Ontology annotation, cellular component: extracellular region. Gene Ontology annotation, molecular function: cytokine activity; growth factor activity. The record is from RefSeq and is a predicted model, not a curated record. The transcript has 3 exons. Gene Ontology annotation, biological process: anterior/posterior axis specification.